Messenger RNA from Chaetura pelagica (chimney swift), 651 nucleotides. RefSeq names its product myelin protein P0-like. Gene Ontology annotation, cellular component: membrane. The transcript has 7 exons. The record is from RefSeq and is a predicted model, not a curated record. NCBI's taxonomy places the organism in Eukaryota, Metazoa, Chordata, Aves, Apodiformes, Apodidae. The coding region runs from base 1 to 651 and encodes 216 amino acids. Gene Ontology annotation, biological process: myelination.
AUGCGCAGCCGGCAGGUGACAGCUAUGGGGCUGGGGGUGGCAAAAUGGCCGGGCUGGGGAGGGCCAUCCCCAGCAUCCUCCAUCCACGUGUACACGCAACGGGAGGUGUAUGGCACCGUCGGUUCCCACGUCACCCUCUCCUGCAGCUUCUGGUCCAGCGAGUGGAUCUCCGAGGACAUCUCCAUCACAUGGCACUUCCAAGCCGAGGGCUCCCGUGACAGCAUCUCCAUAUUCCACUAUGCCAAGGGCCAGCCCUACAUCGAUGACGUGGGCAACUUCAAGGAGCGGAUGGAGUGGGUGGGUAACCCCCGCCGAAAGGAUGGCUCCAUUGUCAUCCACAACCUGGACUACACUGACAACGGCACCUUCACCUGUGAUGUCAAGAACCCGCCCGACAUCGUGGGCAAGUCCUCCCAGGUCACGCUCUAUGUCUUCGAGAAAGUGCCCACCCGCUACGGUGUUGUGCUGGGCUCCAUCAUUGGCGGGGCUCUGCUGCUGGUGGCCGUGGUUGCCAUGGAGAAGGGGAAGCUGCAGCGAUCAGCUAAGGACACAUCCAAGCGCAGCCGGCAGGCACCUGGGAUUUAUGGCAUGCUCGCCCACACCCGCUGGACCCAGCAUGGCCCCAGCAGCCAGUGCCACCACCACGGAUAG